Molecule: messenger RNA, 1926 nt
Organism: Klebsormidium nitens
Lineage: Eukaryota; Viridiplantae; Streptophyta; Klebsormidiophyceae; Klebsormidiales; Klebsormidiaceae
Source: the annotation of a GenBank genome assembly
AUGGAUUUUGCGGAGGGGGGGCCGCAGAGCUCCACCCCAACCAGCACGCUCCACCCCCUGGACGGAACCUCCACUCCCCUCUCCCCCCCCUCCCUGCCUGUGGACCCCCCCACAGUGGAUGCAAUCCUCCAUUCGGACCUUGGCCGUAUUCGCCGGCUGUCUUCAAUAAGGGUUUCUUCGCCUACAGCUUCUGAGGGGGGGCAGGAAGAGCCCAGCCCGGAAGCCCCCGGAAGGAGGAGGGUUUCAACCGGGGGUUCCACAGGAGAAGGCAGCGGUAACAGCCCCUCCGUGAAACCGGGCCGGGCACGUGGCCGCCGCGCGUUCACGGUCAACGACGGGACCGUUUCUUGGGAGUCCGUCCAGCCCGGAACCAGUCCGUUCAGUCACCGGAGGCACACUGACCACGAACCGAGCGGCCGGGAAGAAUCUUUUGAAGACCAGCCGGGGCAGAAUGGCAGGACGGGACGCCUAAAGAAGCAGAAGAGUCUCCCCGGGCCGCGGGCGCUGGUGAGCAUUACAGAGAAUGGGGACAGCGAUGUGGAGAGAGGCGAGGAGGAGAAGGGGAUGGAUUCUAAAGAAAGGGAACGAACGGGUCGGUGGGGGGAAGGGAGGGGGCGGCGGCCGUCGAGGGGUCCGGUUGCGAUGCUGCGGUUGGGGCGGCAACACGGGGGGGCAAAAGGCCGGAAGAACGAAGGUCCACGAAGAGAGGGACCGGGGUACGACCCCGGGGCGUUGAUGCGGCCCUACUCGUCGGUGGCUCCAGACACACCGCAAGACAGUCCCGGGCCCGGCACGCCCGGAAGAAACAGCCCACGUCUUGACAGAAUACGACACAUGCUGAAGAUGAGCGGCUCUCCGAACGGCUCCCGGCGGCGGAGCUCCGUCAGCAGCAUCGGCGACCCGGAAAAGAUGGUGUCAAUGGAGAUCUCUCAGCUGGCCCCUGAAGGUCUUGACACUCCCUCCAAGGAGUCGACCGGGUUACCGUUCCGGAUAUCCCGGCGAGGGUUCUUCCGUGAGCUGUGGGCAGAAGCUCUAGAAGUUGCGGGAGAUGCGACGGAGGUGUUGAAGGGUCGCCUCAGCUUUACGUGGUUCAUGUUCUGGGCGCUCGUGUGCGUCCACGUGGCGAUGGCGGCGCAGUACCGCGGCACGCAGCAGCGCGCGUGCCUGCCGGGGUUCAAGGGAUCCCCCUACCUGAGCCAGAACUGCAAGUGGGGGCCGGGCACGCUCGUCGACGCGCUGAUACAGGACGAGCCGUUCAGCGUGCAGUUUCUGCAGCAGUGGGGCGCGCGAUACGGCGUGGCCGCGAUGGCUGGAGAAUGGUGGCGGUGGGUGUCCCCGGUGCUCAUUCACACCAGAUUGCUCCACCUGGCCGCCAUGGCAAUCCCCCUGGUGCUCGUGCUGUCGCUUCUGGAGACGCGCUGCGACACCGCCGUCGCGGCUUUUAGCUCCCUCCUGAUCACGUUCGGCUCCUGUCUGGUGGGCGCGGUCGCGGACAGCCGCUGCUGCACCGCGGCCGGCGCCGCGGGCCUCGUCGUCGGCGCCGCGGGCAUGCUCCUCGUGGAGCUCCCGCGCGCGCGCGCUUUCGCGGCCGCGCGCGCGCCGGCCUGGGCGGCGUACGGGGCGACGCUCGCGGCCGCGGGCUUGUGUGUUGUGGUGAUGGGCAUGUUGGACGCGUCCGCAGGCGCCCAGAUGUUCGUCUCCGUCUGGUCGCACGUCGGCGGCCUCCUCAGCGGCGUCGUCGUGGGCCUGGUCCGGCUAAACGCGAAGGAGAGCACGUUCCUCUGGCGGGGGAUCCCCCUGAUACCGGUCGGCAUCACCGCGGCCGCCAUGUCGCUCGUGUGCGGCGCGCUGACCCGGUUCUUCACCACGCCGCACGCCGCGCAGUGCGGCCCGCACAGCUGUCAAACCCUACCGCCCGGGAUGUAG